UACUACCAUACUGAAUGUGUGUCAGUUCUAUUCAAAGAAAUGUCAAGCUUCAGUAUCAUAGAGAAUGUUUCUGUUUACCACGGGGCUAUCAGCAAGGCCACUACUGAGAUGAUCCUGGGUGCAGUGGGGAGAGAUGGGAGUUAUCUACUCCGAGACAGUGAGAGUUUGCCCAACACCUACUGCCUAUGUGUUCUAUGCAAAGAUGUUGUCUACACCUACAGAAUGUUCCAAAUCAAUGAGGGGUCCUGGACAGUUGAGACAAACCCUGGAGUAGACACACGAUUAUUCAGGAAGAUAAGGAAUCUGAUAGCUGCCUUUGGUAAACCAAACCAGGGCCUGGAGAUGCCCCUCCUCUAUCCAGUUGAAAACCAGCACACUGACCUGCAGUAGCCAUGAGAUGAUGGCUCCUCUUCAAAGAUAAAAACUUUGACAACAAUAUAUUUGAAGAACUGUGAAAUUAUUCAAAUUAAAUCAUUUAUGAGUAUUUAUUUUUUGUUUUUGUAUAUUGUUUAAAUCACAUUGUUUGAUUAACUAUUUUUUAAUGUCCAGUUCAAUUUAAACCAGUGGUACUCAUAUUAUUUCAUGAUACAAUGAAAUAAACAUCAAAACAUACGGACAAAGAAUUUGCACAUUUAUUUAUUAAAAGUCAAACCUUCAAAGUACCUUGUUUUGAACAUGAACUUUCCACACCCAAUAUAUUAAUUUCUCAUUAUUUACACCCACUUCCUGGAGCACUUGCAGAAAAUACAUGCCGCUUGGUCAAAGCCCAGAGUAGAAAAUGCAGUCAAGCAAUAGUGUUUUCAUACCAUCAGUCUACAUAGUAUACCGUAUAUCACAAAUGUAUCUUGGCAAUCUCAUCAUCUUCGCUCUCAGACUAAGACAGUAUCAUCAAUUGGACCACCAAUGGGCAGAGAAUUAUCAAUUAUAGGGAGUACUAUCAAUUAAUUUACCCAAAAUAUGUUAUAUAGCAUAUCAUAUAGCCUACGUUUUAUACAAUAGAUUUUUUUGCAAUACAACCCAAUGAGAAUUAAAGUAAAAAACAACAGAUAAGGUUGCACAGAAUUAUAUAUUGAUGAACUUCACAGUAUUAAAGUGAAUAUCAGAAUAUAGGGUGUUUGGCUUCGUCCAACAGCACUUCAUGCUUUUGGUUCAGACUUUUCCACAGUGCUAAAUGUUUCAUUUCCGUAUGAGAAGCUUAGAAAACAAAUGUCAGCACACAAACCAUACAGAUCCCAAUUACAAAAUUACUUGACAACAAUACAACCAAAUUGUGUGUGUGGGUAAUGCGUGAGGGUGGAUGGCUGGACAACAUUUUACUUUUUAAACCCCUCUUUUUCGGUUCCAAACAUGUCAUACUCUGAUCAAAAUAAAUUAAAUAAUUAAAAUGAAUUCCCAGACUUAAAAGUCAGUCUCAGGAAAUAAGGAGGUUUCUUAGAUCUUUCAAAGGACUGAAUAAACUAUUGCUUUACUAAGGCUUGUUUAAUUAGGGCUGCAUGGAAAAUAUUUGAGCUGUUGUGAAGAUGGGGUAGCGGAUGUCGAAAUUUCUCAGAUAAUUUCUGUGGAAUACUAGACACAGAGGCAUAUAGCACUACUUACAAUCUUUUCACAGAGGAAUAGGAAUGACUAAUACUGUAACACAAUGUGACUUAGCAGUAAAUUAAGCACCAAAAAAAAUGUGUAAAUAUUGAAACAUGGUUUCCAAUUCGUUUUAUUUGUGGGAAACAGCUACUCUCUGUGUGCAUUUCUUUUUGAAAAAUCAUCCUCCGUAUCCACUAUAUUCGACCUGUAACUGGUACACACAUAGGCUCGUCAGCCACGUAAUGUGAAUUUGUCCUCUUCUCUUGCUGCUUUU
Molecule: messenger RNA, 1852 nt
Organism: Oncorhynchus kisutch (coho salmon)
Lineage: Eukaryota; Metazoa; Chordata; Actinopteri; Salmoniformes; Salmonidae
Product: SH2 domain-containing protein 1A
Exons: 3
Coding region: 40-390 (116 amino acids)
Biological process (GO): regulation of immune response; regulation of signal transduction
Source: RefSeq, a predicted model, not a curated record